Molecule: messenger RNA, 3195 nt
Organism: Indicator indicator
Lineage: Eukaryota; Metazoa; Chordata; Aves; Piciformes; Indicatoridae
Product: ras GTPase-activating protein 1-like
Exons: 26
Coding region: 1-3195 (1064 amino acids)
Biological process (GO): regulation of GTPase activity
Molecular function (GO): protein binding
Source: RefSeq, a predicted model, not a curated record
AUGGUGGCUGGAGAAGUCUUCUAUUCGUCUCGGCUCUACUCCCUGCAGGCGGGAGCGGGGGAAGUCGUCGCCACCUCUCCACUUGGUGGUGGUGGGCGGGGGGGGAGGCUCAACAUAAUGGCGGCUGAGGAGAGCGGCUUGGUUACCUCUGCCGGGAUGGUGGGAGCCGUUGCUGGAGCUGACUCGGAGCAUUACCCCACCUUCUGUCGGGACAAGGAGCUGGGGCCUCAGGGCCUCUUCCUGGUGGGCUCUGGGGGGGACGGUUCAGGCGCCGGCGGUCCGGCUUUGUGCUCCGCGCUGGGACUCCUGGGGCUAGACUCGGGGCCUACCUCUCUGCUGUCCGGAGGCAGUAGCACCGGGACAGCAACUGGCCAGGCCCAGGGGCUGGAGGUGUCCGGAAGGGUGCUCCCCCCCCCCAAACCCAGCACUGUCGUCUUUCCCUCGCUGCCGCUACAGCCCCCUUCCUUGGUGGGGGAGCUCGGGACCAUGGAAGAAGGUGACUCGUUGGAUGGGCCGGAGUAUGAAGAGGAGGAGGUGGCCAUCCCGCUCAACGCUCCUCACACGAACCAAUGGUAUCAUGGAAAACUUGACAGAGCAAUUGCAGAAGAACGUCUUCGGCAAGCGGGAAAACCUGGAAGUUACCUUAUUCGAGAGAGUGAUCGAAGACCGGGUUCAUUUGUGCUUUCAUUCCUUAGUAAAACAAAUGUCAAUCAUUUUAGGAUUAUUGCCAUGUGUGGUGACUACUAUAUUGGUGGACGUCGCUUUGCUUCACUCUCAGACCUAAUUGGUUAUUACAGUCAUGUGUCUUGUUUACUGAAGGGAGAAAAAUUAUUCUUUCCAGUAGCACCUCCAGAGCCUGUGGAAGAUAGAAGGAGAGUUCGAGCAAUUCUACCUUAUACCAAAGUGCCAGAAACUGAUGAAAUCAGUUUCCUUAAAGGAGAUAUGUUUAUUGUCCAUAAUGAAUUGGAAGAUGGUUGGAUGUGGGUGUCAAACCUACGGACAGAUGAACAAGGUCUUGUUGUAGAAGACCUGGUAGAAGAAGUGGGAAGAGAAGAAGAUCCACAUGAAGGCAAAAUAUGGUUCCAUGGGAAGAUCUCCAAACAAGAGGCUUACAAUUUGCUGAUGACAGUUGGUCAGGUGUGCAGUUUUCUUGUGAGGCCUUCAGAUAAUACACCUGGUGAUUAUUCACUUUAUUUUCGGACCAGUGAAAAUAUUCAGCGUUUUAAAAUAUGCCCAGCAUCAAGCAAUCAGUUUAUGAUGGGAGGCAGAUAUUAUAAUAGCAUCGCUGAGAUCAUUGAACAUUAUAGAAAAGAACAGAUUGUUGAAGGAUAUUACCUUAAAGAUCCUGUUCCAAUGCAGCAUCAAGAACAAGUGGUCAAUGAUACAGUGGAUGGGAAAAAAAUCUACAAUACGAUUCGUCGUAAAACAAAGGAUUCUUUUUAUAAAAAUAUUGUCAAAAAAGGAUAUCUUCUGAAAAAAAGUAAAGGAAAGAGAUGGAAAAACUUGUACUUUAUAUUGGAGGGAAACGAUGUCCAGCUUAUUUAUUUUGAAAGUGAAAAACGAGCCACAAAACCUAAGGGAUUAAUAGACCUUAGUGUGUGUUCAGUCUAUGGAGUACAUGACAGUUUAUUUGGCAGGCCAAACUGUUUUCAGAUAGUAGUUCAGCACUUCAGUGAAGAGCAUUACAUCUUUUACUUUGCAGGAGAAACUCCAGAACAGGCACAGGAGUGGAUGAAGGCUCUGCAGAUGUUUUGCAGUUUAAGAAAAAACAGUCCAGGGACAUCAAAUAAACGUCUACGUCAGGUCAGCAGUCUUAUUUUGCAUGUAGAAGAAGCUCACACACUCCCAGUAAAACAUUUUACUAAUCCAUAUUGUAACAUCUACCUGAACAGUGUCCAGGUAGCAAAAACACAUAUCAAGGAAGGGCAGAACCCUGUAUGGUCAGAAGAAUUUGUCUUUGAUGAUCUUUCAUCUGAUAUUAAUAGAUUUGAGAUAAGUCUUAGCAACAAAACAAAGAAAAGUAAAGAUCCAGAUAUAUUGUUUAUGCGUUGCCAAUUAAGCCGAUUACAUAAAGGACAUGCAACAGAUGAGUGGUUUCAACUUAGUUCCCAUAUACCACUGAAGGGUAUUGAACCAGGAUCUUUGCGUGUUCGAGCACGAUAUUCUAUGGAGAAGAUCAUGCCAGAAGAGGAAUACAGUGAGUUUAAAGAGCUCAUACUCCAGAAAGAGAUGCAUGUAGUCUAUGCUUUGUCACAUGUUUGUGGACAGGACAGAACACUGUUGGCUGGCAUUUUAUUGAAGAUUUUUCUUCAUGAAAGGCUUGAGUCACUAUUGUUACGAACACUAAAUGACCGGGAAAUAAACAUGGAAGAUGAAGCUACUACUUUGUUUCGUGCCACCACUUUAGCAAGUACACUUAUGGAGCAAUAUAUGAAAACCACAGCAACACAUUUUGUUCACCAUGCACUGAAAGAUAGUAUAUUAAAGAUAAUGGAGAGCAAGCAGUCCUGUGAGUUAAAUCCCUCAAAAUUAGAAAAAAAUGAAGAUGUAAACACUAAUUUGGCACAUCUACUCAGUAUACUUUCAGAAUUGGUGGAAAAAAUAUUUAUGGCUGCAGAGAUACUGCCUCCGACAUUGAGAUAUAUUUAUGGAUGCUUACAGAAGUCUGUUCAAAACAAGUGGCCAGCUAAUACCACAAUGAGAACAAGAGUUGUUAGGGCUGCUACCCAGGGAACUCUCCGAAUUAGUUGCUUAAAUAAGGUGAAGUUUGCCCUCCGGAAGUCCAAAGCACUCAAUGCUUUCAUCCUCUACCUCAAGUUCUGUGGCGUCAAGAGAUUCCCUAAUAUACAGGGCCACCCCUCCUCCUCUUCUCCCUCGCCUGUCUCGCUUAAAGAGCUUGAGCCAUAUAUGGAGGGAGUAAACCCAUUCAUCAAGAAUAACAAACAUCGCAUGAUCAUGUUCUUAGAUGAACUUGGGAAUGUUCCUGAGCUUCCGGACACUACAGAACACUCUAGAACUGACUUAUCUCGUUAUCUGGCAGCCUUGCAUGAGAUGUGUGUGGCACAUUCAGAUGAACUUCGGACACUCAGUAAUGAACGAGGUGUAAUGCAGCAUGUUCUUAAGAAGCUGUUGGCUAUUACAGAACUCCUUCAACAAAAGCAAAAUCAGUAUUCAGUGUCUAAUAACAUCAGUUAG